This is a messenger RNA of Nerophis ophidion (straightnose pipefish), 7073 nucleotides long. RefSeq names its product potassium intermediate/small conductance calcium-activated channel, subfamily N, member 1b (gene kcnn1b). Gene Ontology annotation, biological process: potassium ion transmembrane transport. Gene Ontology annotation, cellular component: neuronal cell body; neuron projection; plasma membrane. Bases 2958 to 5636 code for a protein of 892 amino acids. Gene Ontology annotation, molecular function: small conductance calcium-activated potassium channel activity; calmodulin binding. The transcript is spliced from 10 exons. NCBI's taxonomy places the organism in Eukaryota, Metazoa, Chordata, Actinopteri, Syngnathiformes, Syngnathidae. The record is from RefSeq and is a predicted model, not a curated record.
GUGGUCAAAAAGUUCAAUUUUGGUCUCAUCACUUCAAAUUACUUUGUUCCAGAAGUUUUGAGGUUUGUCUCUGUGCUGCUUGGAGUAAUGUAUACUUUGUGACACUUGCGCAGAAAUGACUUUCUUCUGGCGACUCGACCAUGCAGCCCAUUUUUCUUCAAGUGCCUCCUUAUUGUGCAUCUUGAAACAGCCAACCCCAAUUUUUCCGAGAGUCCUGUAUUUCAGCUGAAGUUAUUUGUGGAUUUUAUUUUGCAUCUCGAACAAUGUUCCUGGCAGUUGUGGCUGAAAUCCCCUCAUUUUCCACUUCUUAAUCAGCGUUUGAACACUGCUUAUUGACAUUCUCAAUUCCUCUGAUAUCUUUUUAUAACCCUUUCCUGUUUUAUGCAGUUCAAUUACCUUUUCUCGCAGAUCCUUUGACAAUUAUUUUGCCUUCCCCCUGACUCAGAAUCCAGAAACAUCUGUGCAGCACUGGAUAAAAGAUGCAAUGGUCUGUCAGAAGCCCAGAAACUCCCUGACCUUUUAUACACACAGAUUAAUUACAAACAAACAGGUCACAGGUGAGGAUUGGAACCUUGAUUAGCCGUUCAAACCUGUUUGUCUCAACUUUUGUGCAUGUUAUCAGAUCAAAGUCACUGGGGUAUGUACGCUUUUAAUCAGGGUCAUUCUUGUACUUUCUUUUGUCAUUUUGAUUUAAAAAGAGUAAACACAGUUGUUUGCCAAUCAAUAGCUUCACAGAACCAUUAAGCAUGAGUGGAAGAAAGGUUUUUGUGUUAUCAUUCAUAUUCUCUGAAGAAUGGCCAAUAAAUCCUUUAUUCUCCCAGGGUAUGUAAACUUAUGAGCACAACUAUAUAUAUUUAAAUGAAAUGUUUUUUUUUUUCCUGAAAGUGUUUUAUUUCAUCCGUUCCACAGCAGUGUUGCUGCUGCUCACAUUUUUAUUAUUGUUUUGUUUUUCUACAGCACAGCAACAUUAACUCAAGGCUGUUGAGGCAGCAGACUUUCAGGCUUUGUUGCUUUGCUUCAUGCCAAGUGGUUGACAGUGAGUACUGCUAAGCUGGCUAAAGACAUUAUUAGACAAAGAAAAUGGUUGAAUUUAUGCUAUAAGCUUAAUGAGAACCUUCAUAGGUAAGCUUAACAAAGUUACAUUGACUUAUUACAUUUUUUCAGUUGGCUACUUCAAUGUUGGGCCAAUUUACUUACCAUGUUUUCAAAUAAUCUCCCAACAGAACAAUAAAAUAUAUAUAUAUAUUUUUUUUAUUGCGAGCAUUUUAGCAAAGCCUAUGUAUUGUUCUGUCAGCAGAUUAUUAUGCUUGUUUCAAGUUACAUUGUUUUUAUCCAAGAAACAAUAAUAUCCAUUCAUUUCCUACCGCUUGUCCCUUUCGUGGUCUGUCUUGUUUAUUUCAGAUAUUUUUGUUUUCCAUACAUUCAUUUAUUUAUGUUGGACAGCCACUAAUAGACUUGCCGCUAUUUGUUAAACUCCUUGCUCAUGAACACAUUAUAACUGUCUGGGAAUGGAGCUUGCGUGGUCGAUCUGGCUGACCCUUUACGUGCACCUCCAAAAAAUUAUAGCCUCUCAUCACCGGUGACGCGAAGCUGUGAUUGGUUGGUUUUUUUCGUACAUCAUUCCUGAGUUUUCUUGUUCGGCCUCGACUCCUUUGGGGGUCGCACAGCGUUUUCUCCUCCAAUUUCGUAAUAGAAUAUACAAUAUAAGAUGACCAUUGUUUUAAAAUAAUUAGUUCCACCGAUUGUAGCUGAGAUAGGCUCCAGCGACUCCGAAAGGGAUAAGCGGUGAAAAAUGGAUGGAUGGAGUUCCAGAUCUAACAGAAAUUUUGAUGUCACUUCAGUCUUUGAUUGAUUGAUUGAAACUUUUAUUAGUAGAUUGCAGAGUACAGUACAUAUUCCGUACACUUGACCACUAAAUGGUAACACCCGAAUAAGUUUUUCAACUUGUUUAAUUCCGGGUCCAUGUAAAUCAAUUCAUGGUAUUGUUUCUUCACCAUUUUUUACUACAACUACUACACACAGGAAGCUAAUAGCUAGCAAACAAGAGUUGUGGUUGCUCACUCAGGAAAACACUGCCUCUAUAAACCAAUAAAGGCGACGUCAACGGGAUGCAAGUUACUGUACGUGAUGCAUGAGCGUAUUUCAGCCUUUACUCUGUACAGUAGAUGUUAUCGUAACUCUGCUUCCUAACAUGCGCCUUGUCUGCCAGAGAAUAAGAAGACAUAGCAGGAUGGAUCAGUGUUGCUAACUUAGUACUAUAUUUGUCAAUUAUUCAGCACUCUUAAAAGUUAAUUUGCUUUUCAUGUUUUUAGUUGUUAUUGUCGUUUGUCAAAAGGAAACAAAAUGAAAACAUCUAGUGUCAGUUUUAUUCAGGGAUUUAUUUAUGCUCCAACAUUUUUUUGUUAUUUUUAAGACAUCUAAAGAGACCUUGUGCUCACUGGCCUGAUUUAUUCGAAGCCGAUAUAACAUUGGACACUUUGGUGCAGCCGUGCUCUUGUGUCGGAGCAGAUAAGAGGCCUUUUGAACCGCGAAGCAUCAAUAACAAAGCGCAACUGAUCUUUUAUUUGCCCCGUUUUACAUUGAAAGCAAGCGGGUCUUCUGUGGGGAUCAGUGGAUCCAGUCCUGGCGGAUAUCUGUGAUCUUGUUCUUCCACUGUCUGAUGUGUCACGCCGUUGUUUGCAUCCUAACCUGUCGCCUGCUCCACCCCACUGCCACCUAUUUGCAUGACCAAGCCAGCUGCCAAGCCCCCACCCCCCCUUCCUUUUCUUCAGACUGAAUUCUAAUCACUACUUUCAAAGGAGAGCAUCUCCAAAGUACCUUUUAUCAAGUCUGCAGACAGGAGGAAGCACCCACUCCCUCGCCUCUUCUUGGCACUCUGCUUCUGGUGUACCUUCAUGCGGGAACCUUCUUCUACAACUCUCGAGUAAAAGACCAAAUAGACGCUGUGCAGGGAUGCCAUGAGGUUGAUUUUGGUUAAACCCACCAAUGCCACCCGCCGCCUGGACAGCACAGGUCAGUUGUUCCGUGAUGGCGACCGUGAGCGUUGCUCUUCAAGAGGUCCGUCGCCCCCGACCAAAAGUCCAGAGAGGGUGUGUGAAAGAUACUCGGGAAGCCUCAUGGAAGCAACGUCGCCAACGCAGGAGACAAGUCUGUGCUGUGCUCCUUCAGCACCCCAUGAAACAUCCAAUGGCGUCAUUCCGUCCCCAAAAGUUUGUGGUGAGAUGAUGUCCCAGCUGCAGACUGACAACAUGACCAUAUCACAGCUGAGUAAUCAAGACUGGCUGCUGCUUUGUGGCCAGGUUAACAACGAAGGGGGUGAUUCAUCAAGUGGCGUCACAGGACAUCCAAACAUCAAUGACACAUGUGCUUGUUCCUGUCCCGAUCAAUCGGGAGCGUCAAUCUUUCAACCACAGUCAAAUCACACUUCAGGCCAUGGCUGUCUCUCGCACAAAACAAGCAUUUCCCCUGUACCCAAGUCGCAGUUCUUCUCCGCAAGCAGCCAAGUUUUCCCGCAUGAUAGAAAUCAAAGCUUCAAUGUUACCCAAAACCUUUCACACGGGAGCUUUUUGGCACAACAAGCUUGCAAUCAUCUCAAAGACACCAAUUCCAACUUGUUCAACAUCCCGCUGUACACCAGUGAUAGUUCUGAGACGCUACCCCAACACUCGCAGACUGCCAUCAUUGGACAGCCCACCUGGAGAGACGCCACCAAGCAUCGGGAAAAGCAACACACACGCAAUUCUGUCAGCGGCACUGAGACCUUGAGGUCGCAUGGAGAUUCGUCCUCCAUUUUCAAGUGUCGCCAUCUCUCAUCCAUCUAUCCUACCAGGACGGUACGCGUCAAGAGGUCGUCUACGCCAGCUGCUAACCACACUGUCCAGUCGUCCUCUACCGGUCAAUAUACCUCACUGGACCACCACGAUUUAGCGGAGGAGGCAACAAGACCACGACAAAGUCAGACAAACACUCAUCAGCAUCUCAUUGGAUCCAAACACUGCUCUCCUAAAAUCACCACGCCCUCUGAGGUCAGAGGAAGUGGCGUCCUAGGCAACGGGGACGCGGCGAGAUCCGUGGCCAGCCAUGACACUUUAAGAUCCAGUUACGAAGAACUCCAGCCAGGCCAGCAGCUUCAUCACAGCGCCCUCCUGGAGGAUGCCUUCUCCAAAGUCAUCAGGGAGGAUUCAAGCAAGGCCAACAGUGAGAACAUACCGAGGGAGGAAGGUAACGUACCACAAAAGAAGGACAUCAGCUUCAGGCUGGGUCAGCGCAGAGCUCUUUUUGGCAAGCGUAAACAGCUGAGUGACUACGCCUUGGUCUGUGGGAUGUUCGGCAUCGUCGUCAUGGUGAUUGAGACUGAGCUGUCCAGAGGAUUCUACAGCAAGGACUCCACGUACUCUUAUGUGCUGAAAGGCCUUAUUAGUGUUUCUACUGCUAUCCUACUGGGUCUCAUUGUAAUGUACCAUGCCAGGGAAAUACAACUGUUCAUGGUGGACAACGGUGCAGACGACUGGAGGAUCGCUGUCACAUUUGAGCGGGUUCUCUUGGUGUUGUUGGAGCUCUUCGUCUGCGCCAUCCAUCCCAUCCCGGGACAGUAUGUGUUCAGCUGGACUGCUCGCCUGGCCUUCAGCUACGCCACGUCGGUAGCGGACGCCGACGUGGACAUCAUCCUGUCCGUCCCCAUGUUCCUGCGCCUCUACCUGAUCGGCCGAGUCAUGCUGCUCCACAGCAAGCUCUUCACCGACGCUUCGUCCCGCAGCAUCGGGGCGCUCAACAAGAUUAGUUUUGACACCCGUUUUGUCAUGAAGACCCUGAUGACCAUCUGCCCCGGCACUGUCCUGCUGGUGUUCAGUGUGUCCUGUUGGAUCAUCGCAGCAUGGACAGUGCGCAUAUGUGAGAGGUAUCACGAUGCACAGGAGGUGACCAGCACCUUUCUGGGAGCCAUGUGGCUGAUCUCCAUCACCUUCCUGUCCAUUGGCUAUGGCGACAUGGUGCCUCACACUUACUGUGGAAAGGGAGUUUGCUUGUUAACAGGAAUCAUGGGAGCAGGCUGUACAGCGUUGGUGGUUGCUGUGGUGGCAAGGAAGUCCGAACUCACCCGAGCUGAGAAGCACGUCCAUAACUUCAUGAUGGAUACGCAGCUCUAUAAAAAGAUAAAAAACACAGCAGCCAAUGUGUUGAGAGAGACGUGGCUGAUCUACAAGCACACCAAGCUGGUGAAGAAAGUGGAUCGUGCACGAGUGCGCCACCAUCAGCGGAAAUUCCUGCAAGCCAUCCAUCAACUGCGCAAAGUUAAAAUGGAGCAAAGGAAGCUAACUGACCAAGCCAACACCAUUGCGGAUCUUGCAAAGACUCAGAACAUGAUGUACGAUCUGGUGUCGGACCUGCAGCAUCGCAGCGAGGAGCUGGACCGCAGGAUUGCGGCCCUGGAGAACAAACUGGACUUCAUGCUGGCCAACAUGCACUCGCUGCCUGAUGUGCUCUCUCAAGCAAUAACUAAGAUUCAAAAAGACUUCCUGGAUGACUUGGCCUGUCGCGUCCACUUCCUGUCCUCCUCCCUGAGCUCAGAGUGCUGCUCUGUUCCCGCCGGGCUGCUCGGUCCUGCGGGACCCGCCUCAUCGCAGAUGCCAUACAGCUGAUCAGCUUCAAACUUUUCACGUAAAACUGGUUGUUUUGGCAACUUUUAUGCAAUGUGUACAUUUUGAGUACAGAGCAGCUCCAAAUAAUAGGACUGCGGGAAGGGCAGCUCAUUAUUUUUCCAGUUAUUACUCACAAAUUUAAGUACUUUAACGUUAUGAAGAUUUUCUUUUGAUUUUCUUUUGAUUUUCUUUAUUCUCCCUGUCUUUAUUGUGUAUUAUUUUGUGUGAAUCAAGCAUAGACUGUAUUAAAAUGUGUUUAAACUAAGAAGGGGUUUGGAAACAUUGUGGUUAGCUAUUUUGAACAUAAUAUAACCUAAGUAGACUAUAAUCAACCUCAAAACAAGUUGGCAGGUAAAUUAUUCUUCCACAAUAAUGUUUUUCCAAAUAUUUUGUGCUUUUUGAGUCCCCUGCUUUAACUAUGAUGUCUUUAUAUGACUUAAGCACAUAAAAAAAUAUUUUUUCUUGUGUUCGCUUUGGCUGUAAAUGGAUUUAGAUAGAUAGAUAGAUAGAUAGAUAGUACUUUAUUAAUUCCUUCUGGGGAGAGCUCCCUCAGGAAAAAUAAUGCUCAUGAAUUACAUCCAAUUCAAGCAAGUGCUUAGUGAAAAUAUGAUUGUGGUUACAAAUUUAUUGUGACUCUUCAAAUAUUUAAGCAUUUAUGGGCUUUGUUGCUAUUGGUUUAACAUUUUAAAAGUUGCAUUUUUCAAAUAACAUAUCUUUCUAAGAAAAAAAACUGUUAAAAAAUUACAAAUAAAGAGCAAAGAAUUUGAAUGUAACUAGUAAUGUCAUCUAUAACACAGUUUUGUCUUCAAAUAUAUAUAUGUUUUUGAGAAAAACAUUUUUUAUUAAAAAAUAUAUCCAAACGACCCCCCCAUUCUUGACUUUUCAGUAUGCAUUCCCUUGUUGAAAAAAGUUUAGACCUUUUGAUCUAAAAUACUAGAGACUUUCCAAAUAAAAAUACUUUCAAUAUAAUCAAAGUUAAGUUAAUUAAUUAAAAAAUAAAACACUAACUUAUGAAUUCAUUAAUUUGAAAAAUUACAAUAACAAACACUUAAAUUUGUCACUGAACAUCACGUAUACUAUUUGUUUUAAGUUAACCAAAUCAUUGGAAGAAGACAAUAUAAUUGUUGUCAAAGACUGAACAAAUAAUCAAUCAAUCAAUGUUUAUUUAUAUAGCCCUAAAUCACAAGUGCCUCAGGGCUGCACAAACCAUAACGACAUCCUAGGUAGGGCCCACAUAAGGGCAAGGAAAAACUCACCCCAGUGGGACGUCGACAAUGAUGACUAUGAGAAACCUUGGAGAGGACCGUAUAUGUUACCCCCCCAGGGGACCGAAAGCAAUGGAUGAAUCAUCUCGACUUCCAAGGGGAAAAAAAUUACACGACUUAAAAAGAUUUGACACAUUUUAAAUGAACUACAACUUUACAAUUAUAAUAUGAA